This is a messenger RNA of Caenorhabditis briggsae, 507 nucleotides long. It is a transcript of the gene Cbr-mtss-1, whose product is annotated as Protein CBR-MTSS-1. The transcript has 3 exons. Gene Ontology annotation, molecular function: single-stranded DNA binding. Lineage: Eukaryota; Metazoa; Nematoda; Chromadorea; Rhabditida; Rhabditidae. Gene Ontology annotation, biological process: mitochondrial DNA replication; positive regulation of helicase activity. The record is from RefSeq and is a predicted model, not a curated record. Bases 1 to 507 code for a protein of 168 amino acids. Gene Ontology annotation, cellular component: mitochondrial nucleoid.
AUGCUCCGUUCACUUUCUACUUUCUCCAAGUCGACAGUCCGAUGCAUGUCCCUGACUUCCAAGCUUGCUGCCGAGCAACCUUCCAAGCAAGAAGUUGACGAUUUGUUCGCCGAGAAACCGGCUCAUCAGCAGGAACGACGACAUGCUUACAGUCUGAACAAGGUAGAACUCGUCGGAGGUGUCGCCUUGGAUCCAAUGUUCAAGGAGGCUAAGAACGGAAAACCAUAUCUUCUGUUCAACAUGAUCACUAACUCUCAAUACAAACAACAGGACGGUAAUGUUGUCGAACAAUCUGAACGCCACGUGGUGACAGUGUUCGGAAAGCAAGCCGAGUCUCUGUCAAAGACCAUCAAGAAGGGAUCUCGUCUCAUGGUUCAAGGAAGACUUCAUUACAACGGAGGUCAGAAGGAUGCCGAAGGAAACCGUUCGCAACGCAACACCUACAUCAUUGCAAACACCGUUCAACCAUUGGCUCGACCGACUCGGGAAAAUUCAGAAAAACACUAA